This is a messenger RNA of Coregonus sp. 'balchen', 11216 nucleotides long. The record is from the annotation of a GenBank genome assembly. NCBI's taxonomy places the organism in Eukaryota, Metazoa, Chordata, Actinopteri, Salmoniformes, Salmonidae.
AUGCCAACUCACCCGUUGUUGCCAUAUGUGGAAAGUACUGAUGGACUUGGACAAGACAUUCUAAAUAUUAGUAGUGGUGCUAGCAUGCCAGGGGCUGGCUCCAGCAUGACUCCUCACAGUACCACCAUCACUAACAAAGCCGAGGCUCAGCCCGAGGGAAGCCUGCUGGAAGCCCUGGACUGCAUGUUUUGUGACCAGACCUUCACACACCAAGAUGACCUGGGCCCACACGUCCUGACCCAGCACCCCACAACACUGUUUGAACCAGCCGUUCUGCGUGUGGAGGCUAAGUUCUUGAUCCCAGGUGAGAGGGCCCGGUCCAAACCCAGUUUGCCAUCUGUAAAGGAGGUGGUGUUUAGCUGCGUUGUGUGUGAUCAGGCCACAGAGGGUGCCAGCGAGCUGGAGAGCCACAUGAGGACGCACAAGGACUGUUUCACUUUUCACUGUAACCUUUGUGGCCGUCGGUUCAAGGAACCCUGGUUUCUCAGGAACCAUAUGAGGUUCCAUAAGGCUAAGGCCCAGCAGAACCUGGACGGUCCAGUUAUUAUCAAUGAAGUCAUCCAAGACCAAGUCCCAGCACCCAUAAUCACGCCUUACAAAAUGUGCUUUACCUGUGGCUUCUUUUUCCCCGAUAAAGACCGUUUGGUGGAACACAGCAAAGUACAUAGUAAAGAAUUAGAGGCUGAUGAAGACCGAGAGAAGGAUAGACAGGGAGAUCCCCUCAGUCAACAAGGUUUUUUACAGGCCCUCAACCUUCGCCCCCUCUCUGAGGAAAGUAGUAUGACACCAGAGAGACCCUCCAGGUGGAUUGCCCAACUAGACCCUUUCAACACCUACCAGGCCUGGCAGCUUGCCACCAAGGGAAAGAUAGCAGUUGGUCCAAGUGUGGCUAAAGACGUAGGCCUAAUCCAAGACCACAGCUCUGACAACGAGGACUCUGGCUCAGAUAAAGAACUGACAAACAUCUGGUCAGAAGGCCAAGAAGGUGACAACAAGGGUGUUAAAGACGACUUGGGUAGAGAGCUGAGAUCCAGACAGACUGCAGGAGAGACCCCAUCACCAGAGCCUGAUCAGAAGUCAAGUCGAAAUGACAAGCCUACGCACUGUGAGGACUGUGGGAGGACGUUCAGGACGUACCACCAGCUUGUUCUCCACUCCAGGGUGCACAAGAGGGAGAGGGGUGAGGGGGAGAGCCCCACCGCCUUCAUUGAUGGCAAGCUCUCCAGAGCAGGGUCCCCCAGAGAGGAGGGGUCUGAAGACGGGUCAGAGGACGGAGCACCGGGAGACGCCUUCUAUUCGGGUAAAUACAGCAACUUAAUGUUUAAGAAACAUUUGUUUUCUAUUGAGCAAAGGUGGAUUUAAUUACAGUUUUUCAUAGUUGUUAACACCCGUUUGCUGAAACUACAAAAACAUAAAACAGUUAGCCAAUUUCCCCAAACCCCACAGACAUAUUGCAAAAUGAAACACAGCAAUCAAAAUAAUGUACUCCCUGCUCAAAAUGAAACUCUGCAUACAAAUGACACACACAUCAAAUUAAUCUAAUUUAGUCACAACCAAGAUCACACUUUGACAUAUACAAAACACUAUCAGAACCUAUUUCAGUGUAAAGACUAAGAUUUUGUUAUACUGUAUAUUGUUUGUGUGUACUCAAACAAGAAAGGAACACAAAUGCAGGAUGCGGCCUAUGGUUGAUAAGCUCACUCUGAUGUUAUGGAAAAUGGCAGGGUUUUCAAUGAUCUGUUGUUGGUUUUCCCACAGUCUUAUGGCAUUAUUUUCAACUACCAUUUGCACAAUGGCAGCCUCCUGUUCGUCUGUAAAUAGACGCGUUCUACCACCACGUGGUGGUCAUCUUUCAGUUGUACAAAAACCUCUACCCCCCCACCUCUACCCCCACCCCCACAUUGUGAGUUGUGUUUUGCCAAAGGUUUGUUAUAGAAUUGUAAUCUGAGUGUAAAGCAAAAUGUACAGAUUUGGUGUAUGGUUCUGCUAAAUGAGUUACAGGUUUGGGUCAUUGUGCCUCAUGGGCCAGUUUUAGUGUGUAAACAAUUGGGAAAAACUGUAAAUGGCUGGUCAUUUAUAGAUUAUGCAAAUCCACUUGCUUCACACAAGUUUUUGUAUGUAGACUAUUUGAUUUCUUCACAUGACCAAUCUCCUGUUUUUUCUACAGUUAAAAAUGAAGAUGGAUUUGAUCGAAUGAAGGUGAAACAUCUUGUGUCCUCCAGGGAAUGUAGUUACUGUGGCAAGACAUUCCGUUCCAGCUAUUACCUCAACAUUCACCUCAGGACGCAUACAGGUAAACCUUAUGUAAUGCUGGGAAGCCUGGAUAUUGAUUACUGCAUUGUUGGGUUUAGAGCUUGCAAAAAAGGCAUUUCCCUGUACUUGUGCAAGUGACAUUGAAACUUGAAAUAGGCUGCACAAUUGGGAAAUGUGAGUUGAGAUUUAUAGCUGAUAUUUGGCUCUAAGGUUUAACAUGAAGUUGGAUGGGCGUACUCUGUGUGCUAGAGGUGUAACUGUACUGAACCGUUCGGUACUUGGACCUCUGUUUGGUCCGCACUGUGAACCCAAAUGAAUACAUACUUUUUUAAAUGAACACUAGGCUUAUAGGCUAUUCCUACGCUGCGUUGUAUGCCUCUUGAGUAAAUCACGUUGUAAUAAAAAUGAUAAUCUUAAUUGCAGCAUUUCAGACUGUCCUUUUGUGAGGCGCAGCCGGGAACUAGUUCUGUAUAAUGGUGAGUGGUGGGGUCAAUAAACCAGGAGGAUUCUCCAUCAUAGUUUAAAUCUCCAGUUUGGGAAAAUGUUGCCUUCCCAGUAGAUUACAAUGGCGAUGGACAGAGAAGAGAGUAUGUCGCCACUGCUCAAUGAGAGUAGUCUAUGCAGCUGCCAACACCUCAAACAUGUUGACACAUUUACGCCGACAUUCCCCCAGUAUUUCUACCACCGGAGCAAGACUGAAACGCAAAGAAACAACACAACUUGUUUUUUAUUGUAUGGGACACUUUUAAAUGUUCCUUCAGAGGCCAUGCAAUUCAGUACUCAUCUCUAAAACAAAAGCCAUUUAGGUCAAGAGUCCAUAUUAACAAAGGAAAUAGAGGGACUAACAGUACAGAUAGCAAUAAAAACUAUACAUUUACAUUUUUACAUUUUAGUCAUUUAGCAGACGCUCUUAUCCAGAGCGACUUAGUUAGUGAAUACAUUUUUUUUUUUUUUUUUUUAUACUGCCCCCCCCGUGGGAAUCAAACCCACAACCCUGGCGUUGCAAACGCCAUGCUCUAUCAACUGAGCAACAUCCCUGCCGGCCAUUCCCUCCCCUACCCUGGACGACGCUGGGCCAAUUGUGCGCCGCCCAUGAGUCUCCCGGUCGCGGCCGGCUGCGACAGAGCCUGGAUUCGAACCAGGAUCUCUAGUGGCACAGUUAGCCUUAGACCACUGCGCCACUCUAUACCAUAGAGGCACACAAUAAGUUAGAGGAAAAACUAAAAGAAAUGGAGGAACUUAUUCAAGAAAGAUCAAGUGUAAUAUAUUAUAAAAAUAAAGCGAACUGGAUGAAAUAUGGGGAAGAAUGCACCAAAUUAUUUUUUAAUCUUCAACACAGAAACACUACCAAAAAUAAUUUGCUGAAACUUGUUACAAAUGGAGUCACCCAUGAUUCACCAAACUAUAUUUUGAACGAGGAAGUAAAGUACUUUAAGCACAUGUUUUUUUUUGUCUCCUCCAUCUCCACUAACCGAUGCUAAUUGUAUGGAUUUUUCUAUUAAUAAUGUAAAAUUAACAGCUGUACAGAAAGACUCAUGUGAAGGCCAAAUCUUGAUGCAAUUAAAGCCUUUAAGUUCGAGAACUCCAGGGCUGGAUGGCAUACCAGUGGAGGUGUACCAAACCUUUUUUGAUGUACUCAGAGGACCGUUAUUAGCAUGUUUAAUACCACUCCUAUAUAAAUGGUAGAUUAUCAGACACUCAACAAGAAGGUCUGAUUUCAUUAUUACUGAAACAGGAUCCAAGUGGUAAAUAUAAAGAUCCAGUCCAUUAAAAAAAUUGGAGGCAAAUUCUAGCAAAGUGCUUAGCGCAUAGAAUUAAAAAGGUAUUGUCGGAUAUUAUUCAUCCUAAUCAGACAGGUUUUUUACAUGGACGAUACAUUGGCGAUAAUAUAAGACAAGUACUGGAAACAAUAGAACACUAUGAAAAAUCUGGGAAACCAGGCCUGGUAUUCAUAGCUGACUUUGAAAAGGCUUUUGAUAAAGUACUACUAUUUUGGAGAAUCUCUUUGUUAUGUGAAUUAUUUAACAAACUAUUUCAGUGUCUCUGUGCGUCUCCCAGAAGGUUGUAAGUCUUUUGGGAUUUAAGUAACGGACAGAGUCCCGGUCUGCAUAGUCAGAGAUUUAUUCAUUGAGAAUUCUAAAACAAAAUGGUCAUACAAUAUUUUUAUAUGCACACGUCAGAUGAAAAAAUCCCUCCCCUCUGUAGGCAGGCUGUAGUUUUCCACUUUAUAAUUGCUCUCCUGACCAUCAGUUCACACACACACACCUCUCACACGUUUCUCUCCUCCCAAAAUUCCUCAGUUAUGUUGGUUUCUCAGUUGCCUGGAGACAGUUCUCCUUGUCCUUUGUUGUCUGGUCUAACUCUUACUCACAUUGCUAAAUUGUAGCUCAUAGUCUUUACUGGUCCUACACUCUCACAUUCUAACACAUUUCACACAGUUUCAGGGUGUAAUAAUUAAUCUAUCACUCUUAUAAAAUGGGUUAAAGUGAUGUAUAGUAACCCUAGGUGUAAAAUAGUAAAUAAUGGCUACUUCUCAGAAAGUUUUAAACUGUCAAGAGUCAAUCAAGGUUGUCCACUAUCGGCAUAUCUAUUUAUUAUGACCAUCGAGAUGUUAGCUGUUAUAAUCAGAUCCAACAAUAAUAUCAAGGGGUUAGAAAUCCAGGGCUUAAAAACAAAGGUGUCAUUGUAUGCUGAUGAUUCAUGUUUUCUUUUAAAUCCACAAUUUGGAUCGCUCCACAGCCUCAUAGAGGAUAUAGAUACUUUUUCUAACCUCUCUGGAUUACAACCAAAUUAUGAUAAGUAUUGCGUAUUGGAUCACUAAGAAAUACAACUUCUACAUUACCGUGUAGUUUACCAAUAAAAUGGUCUGACAGUGAUGUGGACAUACACGGUAUACAUAUCCCGAAAGAAAGAAAUGAUCUCACUCCAGUACAUUUUUAUAGAAGGUUAGCAAAAAUAGAUAAGACCUUGCUACCAUGGAACGGAAAAUACCUGUCUUACCUAGAAAAAUCACCCUGAUUUAACUCUUUAGUCAUAUCCCAGUUUACCUAUUUGCUUAUGGUCUGGCCUACACAUAGCGACCUGUUUAAAAAAUAUAUAUAUAUAUAUAUAUUUUUUUUUUUAUAUGAGCAAAACAUAUUCCGUUUUAUUUGGAAUGGCAUGCCAGACAAAAUUAAAAGGACCUAUCUAUAUAAUUAAUAUGAAUUCGGAGGGCAGAGAUGAUUAAAUAUUAAAGCAUUAGACCUCUCACUAAAGGCGUCAGUCAUACAAAAGUUAUAUUUAAAUCCGAACUGGUUCUCUAGAAAAUUAGUAAGAAUGUCUCACCCCAUGUUCAAGAAUGGUUAUUUGAAAAGGAAAUAAUCUCCCAAAUAUCGCUAUUUUUAAAACAAGCCAUAGAAAGUUGGUUGCAAUUUCAGUUUAAUCCACCAGAAAAGACAGAACAAAUAAUACAACAAAUAUUGUGGGUAAACUCAAAUAUACUAAUUGAUAAAAAAACAUUAUUUUUUCGAUAAAAUUAAAAAAAAAAGGUAUAGUCUUUGUAAAUUAUAAAAUAUAUGGAAAUGUCUGCUCUACCCACAAUUACAACCAACUAAUUGCAGCAUUACCGCAAAAAUGGAAGAGGCAAGUGGAAAGGGAAAAAAGUAAGGAACUUGUCUGUCGGCCCUGCAUUAAAGACCAAAAUUGGUUAAAGAAAAUUGUGAUAAAUAAAAAAUUAUACUAGUUUAAGAGCCAAAAAAUUGACAGCUGUGCCAUAUAGAUGGCAAAAUAGUUGAAGAGAUUUCCAAUGUACCGAUUCCAUGGCACAUGGUUGAUGAACUGAUAUGCAAAAUGACACCGGAUUCAAAACGUAGAAUCUUUCAAAACAUUUAUUAUAAAUUUAUUAUAAAAAAAAUUAUUAUAAAAAAAUUAUUGCAACCAAUAGAAUGUUAUAUUUAUUACAUACAGUACCAGUCAAAGGUUUGGACACACCUACUCAUUCCAUAAAAAAAAAAAACUAUUUUCUACAUUGUAGAAUAAUAGUGAAGACAUCAAAACUAUGAAAUAACACAUGGAAUCAUGUAGUACCCAAAAAAGUGUUCAAAACAUCAAAAUACAUUUUAUAUUUAAGAUUCUUCAAAUAGCCACACUUUGCCUUGAUGACUGCUUUGCACACUCCAUAUACAGUGAGGGGAAAAAAGUAUUUGAUCCCCUGCUGAUUUUGUACGUUUGCCCACUGACAAAGAAAUGAUCAGUCUAUAAUUUUAAUGGUAGGUUUAUUUGAACAGUGAGAGACAGAAUAACAACAAAAAAAUCCAGAAAAACGCAUUUAAAAAAUGUUAUAAAUUGAUUUGCAUUUUAAUGAGGGAAAUAAGUAUUUGACCCCCUCUCAAUCAGAAAGAUUUCUGGCUUCCAGGUGUCUUUUAUACAGGUAACAAGCUGAGAUUAGGAGCACACUCUUAAAGGGAGUGCUCCUAAUCUCAUCUUGUUAUCUGUAUAAAAGACACCUGUCCACAGAAGCAAUCAAUCAAUCAGAUUCCAAACUCUCCACCAUGGCCAAGACCAAAGAGCUCUCCAAGGAUGUCAGGGACAAGAUUGUAGACCUACACAAGGCUGGAAUGGGCUACAAGACCCAUCGCCAAGCAGCUUGGUGAGAAGGUAACAACAGUUGGUGCGAUUAUUCGCAAAUGGAAGAAACACAAAAUAACUGUCAAUAUCCCUCGGCCUGGGGCUCCAUGCAAGAUCUCACCUCGUGGAGUUGCAAUGAUCAUGAGAACGGUGAGGAAUCAGCCCAGAACUACACGGGAGGAUCUUGUCAUUUACAUUUUACAUUUUAGUCAUUUAGCAGACGCUCUUAUCCAGAGCGACUUACAGUUAGCACAUACAUUAUUUUAUCGAACCCACAACCCUGGCGUUGCAAACGCCAUGCUCUACCAACUGAGCUACAUCCCUGCCGGCCAUUCCCUCCCCUACGCUGGACGACGCUGGGUCAAUUGUGCGCCGCCCCAUGGGUCUCCCGGUCGGCUACGACAGAUCAUUGUCAAUGAUCGCAAGGCAGCUGGGACCAUAGUCAAUUGGUAACACACUACGCCGUGAAGGACUGAAAUCCUGCAGUGCCCGCAAGGUCCCCCUGCUCAAGAAAGCACAAAUACAGGGCCGUCUGAAGUUUGCCAAUGAACAUCUGAAUGAUUCAGAGGAGAACUGGGUGAAAGUGUUGUGGUCAGAUGAGACCAAAAUCGAGCUCUUUGGCAUCAACUCAACUCGCCGUGUUUGGAGGAGGAGGAAUGCUGCCUAUGACCCCAAGAACACCAUCCCCACCAUCAAACAUGGAGGUGGAAACAUUAUGCUUUGGGGGUGUUUUUCUGCUAAGGGGACAGGACAACUUCACAGCAUCAAAGGGACGAUGGACGGGGCCAUGUACCGUCAAAUCUUGGGUGAGAACCUCCUUCCCUCAGCCAGUGCAUUGAAAAUGGGUUGUGGAUGGGUAUUCCAGGAUGACAAUGACCCAAAACACACAUCCAAGGCAACAAAGGAGUGGCUCGAGAAGAAGCACAUUAAGGUCCUGGAGUGGCCUAGCCAGUCUCCAGACCUUAUUCCCAUAGAAAAUAUGUGGAGGGAGCUGAAGGUUCGAGUUGCCAAACGUCAGCCUCAACCUUAAUGACUUGGAGAAGAUCUGCAAAGAGGAGUGGAAAAAAAUCCCUCCUGAGAUGUGUGCAAACCUGGUGGCCAACUACAAGAAACGUCUGGCCUCUGUGAUUGCCAACAAGGGUUUUGCCACUAAGUACUAAGUAAUGUUUUGCAGAGUGGUCAAAUACUUAUUUCCGUCAUUGAAAUGCAAAUCAAUUUAUAACAUUUUUGACAUGCGUUUUUCUGGAUUUUGUUGUUGUUAUUCUGUCUCUCACUGUUCAAAUAAACCUACCAUUAAAAUUAUAGACUAAUCAUGUCUUUGUCAGUGGGCAAACGUACAAAAUCAGCAGGGGAUCAAAUACUUUUUUCCCUCACUGUACAUAUAUAUUUAUAUUUACAAAAUGAUAUUUAUUGGAAAUGAUGCAGACAAUUACAUUGAUGGAAGCUACAAUCUAUCUGCAAUAUUAAAACCCCACUACUUCGUCUCCCCGCUGCAUUCAAAUAGCCCUUCGUAGCUGAUUCUGACAGGGCCAAAUAGGUAUGUUUUUAGACACAGAUAUGCGCCCAUUCUCGGUGGUUGAGAAGAAUAGGGGGUUUUAGCACCUCGUGAAAGUGCUCGAGCCACAUUUCAAACUUUGCAUUCUCACACCCAUUUCAGCAAAUAGGUAGUACCUGCUCGAUAUAAGCAAGCUAAAGCUGAAGUUGUCAAUGAAUUGUCCAAUGCAACCAGCAUUGCGCUUACUACAAAUGGAUUGACCUCCAGGGCUACAGAGAGUUACUAAACAGUGACAGCCCAUCACAUUACUCUGGAGUGGGAAAUGAGAAGUACUGUGCUACAGACACGCCACCUUUAUGAGAGUCACACAAGUGCAUAUUUUCUCUUUGUAAGAAAACAUAGCAGAAGGCCUAUACAAUUUCUGAGCCAUGUUUACAUAAUGAUUUCAUACACAUGUUGCACUUUAUUUUAGUGUUGUUGAUGUGUAAUCAUUUAAGAAAAUACAAAGUGAAAAUGUUGGGUGUUCCUGAUUGUGCUCUCAUCAUGCAUUACAUUAUUAAAUAUGGAAUCAGGAAUACCAUCACGUAUUUUGUUAAAUAAACAAAAUAACUAACUACAGUAACUGUUGGCAUUUAAUUUUCCCGUUAACCGAACCGUGAACGCAAUACGUACCGAGCCGUGACCCCCAAAACCGCAAUCCAUACGGAACCGUUACGCACCUGUGUUCUGUAUGUAAUGAUUUCAGUAUUUAAUCAAUCUGAAGACCAUAUUUACAGUUUGGUCCAUAUUAUGCUAAUGUGUUUCUAUUUUUGUCUUUCAGGUGAAAAACCAUACAAAUGUAUAUACUGUGACUAUGCUGCAGCCCAGAAAACCUCACUGAGAUAUCACUUGGAUAGACGUCACAAGGACAAACCUUACACUGACAUCCCCAAUAAGCCUGUGAUAUCAGUGCCAUCUCCCAGUGAGAAAGAAUUAACCAGAAACAGAGAAGACAAAAGGGUCCCCAACCGAUCCAAACUAUGGCCAACUCCCAAUGUCAGGCCUGCAACCAAACCUUGUGCCAAUGAGAAACCAGAGGAUAGAUUUAAUAGCAUCGGUGUCAAGCUUGCCAGCCCACUUGCUCAAGUGAAUGCUGAGUAUGGGAAAUUGAUUUCUACAGCUGUUUACUCCUCUUCUGCAGAUGAUGCACACAUAAAACACCUCGUACCUGUUAACCUGAAGAUGGAAGGAAACGAGACAAAACGCCUCGUACCUGUUAACCUGAAGAUGGAAGGAAACGAGACAAAACGCCUCGUACCUGUUAACCUGAAGAUGGAAGGAAACGAGACAAAACGCCUCGUACCUGUUAACCUGAAGAUGGAAGGAAACGAGACAAAACGCCUCGUACCCGUUAACCUGAAGAUGGAAGGAAACGAGACAAAGCGCCUCGUACCCGUUAACCUGAAGAUGGAAGGAAACGAGACAAAACGCCUCGUACCCGUUAACCUGAAGAUGGAAGGAAACGAGACAAAACGCCUCGUACCUGUUAACCUGAAGAUGGAAGGAAAGGAAAUAAAAGACGAGGGCUUCGACGCCCCAUUAAAUUUGUCCUUAAAAGUGUCACUUUCCAGCUCUGCCUCCGUAAUACCAAGGAAUAUGUUGAUUUCCAGUGUCUGUUCGUCCUGUGCCUUCAGCACUCUGUACCCAGAGGUCCUGCUCAUGCACAAGAAGCUGCUUCACAAGGAGAAGUCCGACACAAACAAGAAGAACAGAAGUGUAAAACUGAAGCGUUACACUGGCUGCCCCCCUGCCCUCGAGGGCAAAGAUGUCAUCCCCCUGCCUCCUGUAGACCGGAGACACCCUCGCCGGACCAAAUCACCAACCCCCCAGCCUCCUGGAAAACCUACAGGAAAGACUCACCCCUCCAACCCUCCUCAUGGGCUUAAACGCUCUCUCACCAAUGAACCCCGUAAGGAGAUGGGAGCCCCGGGACCGGAUAAUCAGCGGUACAGGAUGAUGACGCCACCUAGCACCAGCCAGGGCCAUUCCAGGUUUACAGAGCCAGCAGAACAAUCCAACACCAACGGUAGAAAAGAUGGCAAACCUGUAGUGGAGAGACCAAGGCAGAGCCCAUCGGACAGCAGAGUGGCAAGCGGCUUAAGAAGUGGCCCAGUGAGGAACGGUAGCGGUGUAAUCUGGCCCUCAGAUGCUGCCAGGCUGUGCCUCUCCAGCCGGUUCGGUAGUCUGCCCCCGAUCGACUUUGGUGGUGAACCCUCCAGUAAGAGACAGAGAUACUCUGGGCUCCCCGGAAGGGAAACGGACACUAUUGAUACUGGCUUUAGGAUGGAGGACAGGUACAACAGACUGCUGCCCUCAGGAAGAAAUGGAGCCUCUCCCUCUAACAGGCCACAGGCCUAUGCCCCAGUCAAAGCGUCCAACCCUCCAGCCUCUGCAAGCAGCAGCAGUAUGGAGACUGACUGGAAUAUGAUCAACAUCCUCCGCUCCUACACCCCCAGUGACCUGGCCUCCCUCUACCAUCCUGCUGUGGCUAACCCCAGUCAUGGAGUGCUGACCAACACAAGAGGUAUGAACUAAAAGCUUUAUCUUAUAUAUUUUUCGAUACAUUUGAAAUUCAUUCAUCCCAUUUUCAUGUUAGUGUAGUUGCAAAUGUCAUGGGGUUCCAUAUUAGAGUUGGACAGCUAUAUCAUAUUGCCAUUUAUUACGGUUUGUAUCAAACUAUUACUUUGGGGUUACUCCUAAGAUUGUCCUUCUCCUCUUCCUAGGCAGUAGGCCAUUACUCUACCCAGCUAGUAUGCUACAGAGGAGAGCCUAUUCCAGCCCCAUCAAUAAUGAACGCAGUGGACCCACUGACGAAAGUACUUAA